AUGGCAACCCAUCGUGACGAAGAGACCGUUUUGACACCAGAUGAGCGGGCUCCUUUACUCGCUCACAGACAUUCACGAGAUGACGCGCGUUCGCUUUCGGGAAAUAGUGAUUUAUCCUCAAAAGCACAGGACACGCCCUCAAGAUACUGGCGGUACGCUUGGAGAGGAUUCUGGAUUGUACUUGCGACACUCAUCCUCGCCGUAUUCAUAAAAGGAUGGAUUGAUGCAGAUGAUGUCGACUUUGACCUCAAAAAAGCACUAAAGCGCGCCCUCGGAGGCGGAUUGAGCGGUGCAGCAGCCAUGAUUCUUCAAGUUCUACUAUUAAUGCCGAUACGUACCAUCAUGAACUACCAGUAUCGCCAUGGAUCAUCAUUGUCAGUCGCAACGAAAACGCUCUACCAAGAUGGCGGCGUUGGAAGAUACUACCAGGGCAUGAAAGCUGCACUUUUCCAAGGCCCAAUUGCACGGUUCGGAGACACCGCAGCCAAUGCCGGUAUUCUGGCCUUACUGCAAAGUAACGCCUAUCUCAAAGGAUUACCGUCACCUAUCAAAACCAUCUUUGCUUCGCUCUGUGCCGCCGCGUUCAGAAUGCUCCUUACCCCCAUCGAUACUCUCAAAACCACACUUCAGGCCCAAGGAUCUCGCGGGACGGCCUUGCUUCGACAGCGCAUUCGAACAGAUGGUAUUGGAAGUCUGUGGUGGGGAGCAUUUGCUACAGCAGCCGCAACCUUUGUCGGACAUUAUCCUUGGUUUGCAACAUAUAACUUUCUUUCCGACAUUAUGACCGAGCCACCGAGACAACAAAUUGUGCCGUGGUUGCUUCGAGCCGCGUUCAUUGGGUUCUGCGCGUCUGUCGUUUCAGAUACCAUCUCCAACUCUCUCAGAGUUGUCAAGACUUACCGACAAGUCAACGACACUAGGAUUUCCUACACCGAAGCUGCCAAACGAGUCAUUCGCCAAGAUGGCAGAUUGGCCCUCUUCGGACGAGGAUUGAAGACCAGGAUAAUCGCAAAUGGUCUGCAGGGAAUCCUCUUUUCCAUUCUUUGGAAGUUAUUUUUGAAGAUUUGGGAGGAUAAGACUGGUGACAGCAAGCGUGCCCUUGACAAUUCAAGCGUUCGAUAG
Messenger RNA from Cucurbitaria berberidis CBS 394.84, 1122 nucleotides. RefSeq names its product mitochondrial carrier. The record is from RefSeq and is a predicted model, not a curated record. NCBI's taxonomy places the organism in Eukaryota, Fungi, Ascomycota, Dothideomycetes, Pleosporales, Cucurbitariaceae. The transcript is spliced from 3 exons. The coding region runs from base 1 to 1122 and encodes 373 amino acids.